Messenger RNA from Trifolium pratense (red clover), 1256 nucleotides. Its product is annotated as protein E6-like. The transcript has a single exon. Lineage: Eukaryota; Viridiplantae; Streptophyta; Magnoliopsida; Fabales; Fabaceae. Bases 173 to 955 code for a protein of 260 amino acids. The record is from RefSeq and is a predicted model, not a curated record.
GUUUUAACAACAAAGGGACCACAAUCAUCCAACUUGACUCCAUUGGUAUAACUCCACACCUAAUGUGUGGAAAUUUUUCAGAAAGUGCCUCUAUAAAAACACUUUAUGCAGUCACACCUUUGCAUCAGUAAACCUACUCCAAAACCAAAUCCUUCUUCCCUCUUCUUCCAUUAUGGCUCAACUAUCAAACUACAUUUCUUUCCUUCUCUUAACAACUCUUUUGUUACCAUUACAAACUACAGCCAGAGACAGUGAAUUCUUCAGCAAAGUAACUCAUUUCAACAAAGAAACAAAAAUUCCCAACAAAGAAGAAUCAACAGUUACAAACAAACCAGAAGAACAACCACCUUUCAUUCCUCAAAAUGAAAACAGCUAUGGCUUAUAUGGCCAUGAAUCUGAUCACUUUCCUUCCACCACUACCGCCGCCACAACCACCACCACCAAUUCUAACUUUGAAGACACCAACAAUUACCAAAAUGACAACAAGUACUACAACAAUGAUGCCUAUAACACAAAGUAUUACAACAAGGAUACUUUUGGAAAUGAGUUGAGUGACACAAAGUACAAUGAAGAACAGAACAACAACAACAAUUACAACAACCACAAUCGCCGUUUCAACAACAAUGCUGCAAAUGAAAGAUCAUUUUACAACAACAACAAUAAUAACUAUAAUGGUGAGAAACAAGGGAUGAGUGACACAAGAUUUUUGGAAGGUGGAAAAUAUUACUAUGAUGUUAGCUAUGAGAAAUAUAAUCCAACAAUGUACAAUCCAACAAUGUAUAGUGAUUCAUCUAGAGGAAUUAACAACGAUAACUGGUACAACAACAGAGGUAAUAGUAACAAUGAUAACAACUAUGGAAACAACAAUGAGUAUUACCAGAAUAAUCAUGGUAACUACAAUGGUUACAAGAACCAGCAUGAAUUUGAAAAUGAAGAAGAUGCCUUUAAGCCAUGAGAAACUGGUUUAUCAUUAGCAAAGUGAAUAAUUCACUUUACUUUUGAAGUGUUCUAUGUGUGUUUGUGUUCUAUGUGCUUUGGAUUUAUAAAACAUAAAGAAGAUGAUUAAAGAAUAUAUAGGUUAAUUAAUUAAUUAUAUUUGAAGGGUUUUCUUUUAAUUAAUUUAGUUUGUAAUGCUAUAUUCAGUCUUGUUUCUGGUAUUGCAAUGUCUCUGUUAUGAAUUUUAGAUAUAAGGCAUGAAGUACAAGAGCAUCAGUAUUUUUUGUUUAUAAACUAUAAAUAAGUUUUAUAGUGUGAAA